UUUCGCCGAUAUUAUUGGUGUUUGUCUCGGUGUCAAUGCACUCGUUUGCGUGUCAUUUCGUCAUCCUUUCAUCAAGCGCUGCUAACUUUUAUCUGUUUGUUGUUGUUAUUUGUUUGUGUGGUAUUUUUAAAAAUAACAACUAAUUUUAAAUCGCAUGUAUAAUAAAGAAUCAUGAUGCUAAUGAAAUAUAGAAGUGCGAACCUAUAAAUGAAGCGUUUUCCAGCACUACACUUUAAAUCGCCAGGAGAAAAAUCGUGUUAUUUAUAUAUGUGCUGAAGUCCGCUGAGCAAAUAGUUAAGAAAGUUCCAAAUCGAUGAAAGUCUCUCACUUAGAAUUUGUGGUUUGCUAAAUAAAUUAGAAUCUUAUGUGGCCAUUACGCACAAAAAGUCGCUGCCUAAUAACCGCUCGAUCUCGGCCCCGUUUAGUUAUGGCUCGUGGUAAUUGGGGUGUGUCUCAAUUUGGGAACAGCAAAAGUACUAAAGGAGACAAUGAAGAAACGAAAUGUUGGCAGUGCAUCGAAGCAGCAUCUUAUAGGCACUGCCUUUGACUAUGACUAUUUUGCGCCAAAGGAACGGAGAGUUGCGCAUCGUCAUCAAAACUCCAAUCCAACCACAACUCAGCGCCCAUUUAUACGCUAUUGGAAUAAUUUCAUACGUAAUAUACGCGUACCUGUACCCACGAUCAGUUGGAAUAUGACUAAUCCGUUGGUGAAUCUCUUCAACGCUGGCUAUACGAAUGUCAUCGACACGCCUGUGGCUAACUCCAAUCAUCAAAGCAAGAAGCGUAAGAGGAGCAAAAAAAUACGUAAACAUUCCGAUACGAAGACAAAGCAUUCCAAGAAGCAGAAACAUACGGAUGCUUAUGAUGACGUUGAUGAGACUUAUCACACAGUCAGUUAUAAUGGUUACGCAACGCCCUACACACUCGACUUCGAUCCACACAAGGUUAUUUACUACUACGACCCGAGCACUGGUCAAUAUUUUAAAAUGCAGACGCCAUAUGUAAACAGUUACACACAGCCUGAACUGCAACAACAGCAAUCGGAUGAUUCCGACGAGGAACCAGAAGAGCUAAUAGAUGAGUCAGUAGAGCAAGAGGAAACAGAAACGGCACAAAUCGAGCCACCAACGAUGGAAGCAGCUGCGGAAAUCAGUGAAACCGAAAAUGAAGAGAUACCACAAGCAGUCGAAGAAGAAGCUCUUAGCGAUGUUGAAGAAGUUUCCGGUGAAGUGGAGCUUAUACCAGCGGAUAUGGAAAAUUUCGACGACUCCGAAGAAGUGCAAACGCCAGUAAAACAAUUGAUGGAAGCAACUAAAAUGAGCAAACCAAAAAAUAUUAAAAGUGUCGAAGAAUUGCGUAAUGCGAUUAACGCUUACAUGUUGGAUGAUCGUUUCAAUAAAAUGCGACAGCAAGCGAAUACAGCGCAGAGGUACAAAAUGUUGCGCAAUAGAGUGAAACCGCACCCAAAGCAAACAUUUACUCACUACAGGUUGCAACAAAUUUAGCGAUGCAUAUAUUGAAUUAAAUUAAACUGACUACUUUUACUUAAAUUUUAAAAAUUGAAAUUACUAAAACAAAAAGCUAUCUUAUACUUCUUAAAAGGGAAAUUACUUUAAUUAUUUUUAUACACAUAAAUCGGUAAAUUAGCUAAAAUUUAAAUAAAUUAUAAAAUGUACACUAA
Bactrocera oleae (olive fruit fly) is the source of this 1681-nucleotide messenger RNA. NCBI's taxonomy places the organism in Eukaryota, Metazoa, Arthropoda, Insecta, Diptera, Tephritidae. The record is from RefSeq and is a predicted model, not a curated record.